GAGGCUACCAUACUCACCUCCAUUUCACUCAGAAUUCAAGGGAAAAUGUAAUGCGCUCGCUGAGCAGAAUGACCGUAUUCUUGGUGUAUGCACAUCCUUCCUCAACUCUUUCGCUACUGAUCGUUAUGCAGGCGGAGAUCCCGGGGCAAGAGCAAGAUGACUAUGAUACAGAACCCAAUUUCUUCCAUGGAAUGCAUCAAGUGUGUACAAUAGCAUAUCUUAUUCCGUUAUCUCUUACACUGUUCAUUACAGCAUUCUCAAAAAUCCCGACCACGGCCGGAACGGCGCCACGGGCGUCUGAACAGACUGAAGCUCGCUAUGACGAUGACCCCUCGUUCAGCUCCCCUGCUACCACCGGUACCUGCACCUGCACCAGCACCAGCACCAGCUCCUACACCUAUCACCCCACCAUCAACCGCCGCUCCUACCACCCUCAUAGCGCGGCUAGGAAACCUAUUCCCCUGGAGGUCCGAUCAUACAACACCGCCCGUCGUCGAUGUUCCGUUCGCGAAGGGUAAAGAGCGUAAUGCUGCCGCGGAUGCUCCUGGCAAAGACCCCGACAUCGUACCUUAUGAAUAUCAAGAUCCGGAUCCUACUCAACCGGACCCCAAUACACAACAGCAGCAACAGCCAUUAGCAGUGCAGGUAGACACCGGGGAACAUGGACGCGGACGGUCGUGUUGCUGUUGCUAGAGGAAUUGGCAGAUGUCCGCGGUUAUUUCAGUUUUACCGUCGAUUUUGUUAUGAUAUCUACACUGCUGUUUUGUCGAUAGCUAAUGCCCAUUCAUCCGAAAUGUUGUUCAUAACGGUCACUAAA
Messenger RNA from Suillus subalutaceus, 817 nucleotides. RefSeq lists its product as uncharacterized. The coding region runs from base 51 to 518 and encodes 155 amino acids. The record is from RefSeq and is a predicted model, not a curated record. The transcript is spliced from 2 exons. Lineage: Eukaryota; Fungi; Basidiomycota; Agaricomycetes; Boletales; Suillaceae.